Molecule: messenger RNA, 2380 nt
Organism: Stomoxys calcitrans (stable fly)
Lineage: Eukaryota; Metazoa; Arthropoda; Insecta; Diptera; Muscidae
Exons: 2
Coding region: 167-1267 (366 amino acids)
Biological process (GO): DNA integration
Molecular function (GO): nucleic acid binding
Source: RefSeq, a predicted model, not a curated record
UCCAUAUUUAGAUGAACAUAAACUGCUAAGAGUCAAUGGUCGGUUGGCUAAUUCUGAUUUAAGUUUCAAUGAAAGGUUUCCUAUAAUACUACCGGAAACUUCUAGGUUUUGCAAGCUUCUCAUCGACUUUACCCAUAAAAUACUUCUGCAUGCUGAGCACCAGAUAAUGCUACGGGCAAUACGGCAGGAGUUCUACAUUAUUCGGCUUAAAAGUGCUAUUCGUCAGUGCGUCAGAAGCUGCAAAAUAUGCACUAUUUACAAACAUAAAAUACGGAAUCAAAUAAUGGCCGCUCUACCAGCGGAACGGUGCACUUUUUCUUUACCAUUUACUCAUACUGGGCUCGAUUUCGCGGGCCCAUUCGAUUUGAAGUCAUCUAAACUCCGAAACGCCAAGUUGCAGAAAGGCUACGCUGCUAUUUUUGUUUGUUUAUCUACACGUGCCGUUCAUUUGGAGGCUUGUUCGGACUUAUCCACAGAUGCUUUUCUCUCCACAUUUAAUCGAUUUGUUGGCCGUAGGGGGUUUCCUAAUCAAGUUUUUUCCGACAACGGAACUAAUUUCGUUGGAGCGAGUAGAUCGCUUAUGAAGGAAUACAGGGAAUUUCUGAAGGCAACUGAGAAAUCCAUUGCAGAGAAGUAUGGAAUGCAUGGGUUCACUUGGCAUUUCAUUCCGCCUCACGCUCCACACAUGGGUGGUUUGUGGGAGGCAGCUGUCAAAAGUAUGAAGUCCCAUCUACGAAAAGUUGCUUCCGGUCUUAAAUUUACAUACGAGGAGUUCUCUACGUUACUGGUGAGAAUCGAAAGUAUACUCAACUCCCGACCGCUGUCCCCAAUUAGCGAGGAUCCGUCUGAACUACUUCCACUUACACCUGGCCACUUACUUCGGGGCGCUGCAUUAAUGGCUAUCCCGGAAGAAUAUUCAGACAACCAAUCAUUAUUAAAUCGCUGGCAAAGACUUAAAACUUUGCAACUUCUGUUUGCCAAAAGGUGGAAGAAUGAAUAUGUGUGCGAGUUGCAGAGACGAUAUAAAUGGAAGUCUGCCCAAGUAAACUUAAAAGAGAACGAUUUCGUCAUUGUAAAAAAUGACAAUCUUCCCCCUACUGAAUGGUGUCUGGGAAGAGUCAUCAAAGUUUUCACUGGUAAAGAUUCCAAUCACACCCAAAUGUCGAAUUUGCAAGGAUCGACAUUUCCUCAAACAUUGUCCCGCCUUCCAAGGAAUGUCUGUGGUAAGGAGACGAGAGGUAAUCAGAGAAAAGGGAUUUUGCUUUAAUUGCCUCUGUACCGCUCAUACCCGGAAUUGGUGUCCAUCACGAAAUAAGUGCAUGGUAUGUCAACUCAACCACCAUACAAUGGUACAUGUGGACCAAUCCUCAACUCCUAAAGCCACUCUUCAACAUAUGCAUCAACACUCCCAAAACACUACACGCAAGAUCGAAAAAAAUGGCCGUUCGUGCAACAGUCGCAAACCCAACAGCACUCAGCACCGUGCAAAAUCCAAAGCUCAAGAUCAGGAACCGCACCUACACUUCAGAGAACGGCUAAGCCAUCGGACAAGACAGCACGUUUUUCUUCCAACAUUGCUAGCUAGGAUCCCAACACCCGAUGGCCCAGCAAAAACGAGAAUUCUCAUGAAUUCCGGUGAGGUUCAAACAAUGAUUCUUCAAACCCUAGUCGAGCGACUGCAUCUUCGCACAACCAGAAAGGAUAACAAGGAGUACUGCACAUUGAAUUUGGAAUCAUACCAAGAUCCUUUAGCAAAAAUCCAGAUCAUAGGUAUGGUCCAAAAAAAGUUCCGAACAACUCUCCCCAAACCAAUCAGCGAACCAAAGCUGCGUGCCAUAUACGACCACAUUACCGAUCUAGCAGAUCCGAACUUCCACAAUCCGUGCAACGUCGAAAUUUUGCUGGCUAAUGACCAAAUACCAAGAAUAUUGCGAGCUGGGAUGAUCCAGACUUCCUCAAGUAUGCCUAUAGCCCAGAGCACAAUAUUCGGCUGGACAAUUUCUGGAGCUUGUCGCUACUAAUGUUGCAUUCAUGCAAGGCGGCCGGCAUGUUGAAACCAGUUCAACACCAUUAUUAUCUUAAAUGAAUUUAAAUGAAGUCAAAUGAAUUAUUAUACUGUAUUGAAUUUCCCCUACAUAUUUGUAUGAUUAAUGCUAGAAUAUGGCAACUCAUUGCUUUAGCCUGCAGCGCAGAUAAAAGCUUUCAUUUAGUACUAUAAGCCUAUUUGUCUCACUCCAACUUUCACCUAAUAGCUGAAAUUAACUAUUAUGAACCCAGCUUUAUGCUGACUUAGCCUCAUAGAACGGACUUGUGCAGCAUCAUUGACAGGAGGCGGUAAGGAGUAAUCUCUAAUAAAACUGUUCAAACACAUCAAACUGAA